CAGGAGGCGGAAGCGUAGCGGGGGCGGGAAGGUUGUAGGGCUGCCAGUUGGGCUCUGUUUGCAGGUGUUUAAGUGGUCGCCCCCCUUUGAGAGAGCGAUCUGGACGCGUGGAGGGUCCUGGACGCUUUCGUGGCCCCGGAGAUUGGAAAUUGCUGACCAGUUGCCACUGAACAUAGUUGAAGCAAAAUAGGAAGAUAUGGCAGCAAACUCAUCAGGACAAGGUUUUCAAAACAAGAACAGAGUUGCGAUCUUGGCAGAACUGGACAAAGAGAAAAGAAAAUUACUCAUGCAGAACCAAUCUUCAACAAAUCAUCCCGGAGCUAGCAUUGCACUCUCGAGACCCUCUCUUAAUAAGGACUUCCGGGAUCAUGCCGAGCAGCAGCAUAUUGCAGCCCAACAAAAGGCAGCUUUGCAGCACGCACAUGCACAUUCAUCUGGAUACUUCAUAACUCAAGACUCCGCAUUUGGGAAUCUUAUUCUUCCUGUCUUACCUCGCCUUGACCCAGAGUGAAGAAAAUAUUUGUAGCAAAGGCAACUAUAUCAGAUGCCAAAGCUACUAUCAUUUAGUGCUAUACAAACUGUGACUUACAGAAUUUUGGUGAACUUUUAUACUUUUUGCUUCUUUGAAAGAAAGGUAUGUGUAAGUCAAAGCAGAAGAGGAGGGUCACCGGGAGGAUGCGAGCUUUGGGAAGUGUACUCGCUGAGGAACUGAUGAUGCUACUUGUCACUGUUUUGUCACACAGAACAGUUCGGUUUAAGCUCCAAAUCAGACUCUGGAUUGGAUGGUCCCAUACAUUCACCCCCCGCCCCCAACUAGGUGGCCUGGAUAUAUCAUUGUCCACAAUAGACUUUCAUGAACCAUUUAUAUAUAGUACUUAACUUUAAAAAAAUGAGGGUGCUUUUAAAAAUGUGAACCAAUGGACUUAAAUAAGUUACAUUUAUAUUUGCUGUUUAUAGAAUUGCUAUCAGUGUAUCUUUUGUGUUUAUAGUCAACAUGUCGUCCUGAAAUCUUUAACUCAUAACUGUCUCUCCUGUUUUCAUUUUCAAAGAAAA
Molecule: messenger RNA, 1053 nt
Organism: Lynx canadensis (Canada lynx)
Lineage: Eukaryota; Metazoa; Chordata; Mammalia; Carnivora; Felidae
Gene: INIP
Product: INTS3 and NABP interacting protein
Exons: 5
Coding region: 197-511 (104 amino acids)
Biological process (GO): DNA repair
Cellular component (GO): nucleus; nucleoplasm; SOSS complex
Source: RefSeq, a predicted model, not a curated record